Salvelinus sp. IW2-2015 is the source of this 5868-nucleotide messenger RNA. The record is from RefSeq and is a predicted model, not a curated record. Lineage: Eukaryota; Metazoa; Chordata; Actinopteri; Salmoniformes; Salmonidae.
CACAUAGAACUGCUCUCCUCUCUGUCGGAUGUUCAGUCUCUAGACCGACCCUGCCUAAAUGAAUGUUUACAAUUACACACUCUUGCUCUCUCUCCCUCUCGCUUUUUGGCUCUCUUUCCUGCUCUCUCUCUCUCGCUCUAAAACCAGGAAGCCGUGCAGGGUAGAGUUCCGUCACACUCGGUCUCUUUUUUCUUUCUGUCUGUCUCUCGCCUCGCGUUCUAGUCUCGUCUCUUGACCAGGCAGCCUUUUCCCURUCUAGUUCCCCUGUAGUUUCCCUUUUCUCUCUCUUCCCUUUUGAAGAGGGAAGUUGGCGGUGGAUUUCAGCAGGGAGAGAUAAAGCAGUGCUCUAGGGGGGAGACUUUCAGAGAGAGCGGUAGGAAGGGAGGCAGCAAGAGAAGGAGGGUGAUGGCGAGCGAAGAGGCGGUGGGGGAGAGCCCGGGGGAGCGGUCGGAAGACAGAGGUCACCCUGACACAGCGAGUGACCCAGGUGGGCUGUCCGUCUUAGAGCAGCUGGGUCUGGACCAGAGCUCGGACUUCUCAGACGCCACGGUGCAGCAGCGUCUUGAUGAGCAGAGGGAGAAGAUCCGCAGGGAGAUCAGGAAGGAGCUGAAGAUCAAGGAGGGGGCUGACAACCUCCGCAGGGCCACCACCGAUAAGAGGAAUGCCUCCCAGGUGGAUUCCCAGCUACGCAGCUCCAACCGUAAGCUGGAAGACCUGCAUGCUCACUUACAGGAGCUGGACGCUCACAUCAUGGUCAAAGGAGGAGACGACAAUAAGGAUGACCCACCCCAGUCCCCGGGGGCGGAGAGCCGCUCGUCAGCAAGCCAGGACCGCAUUGCCGCCCUGGAGAGACAGCUCAACAUCGAGCUCAAGGUCAAACAGGGAGCCGAGAACAUGAUUCCAAUCUACGCCAACGGAUCCACCAAGGACAAGAAGAUGCUGCAGACGGCCCAGCAGAUGCUGCAGGACAGCAAGACCAAGAUCGACAUCAUCCGCAUGCAGAUCCGCAAGAACGUGCAGGCCACUGAGCACACCGAGGACACACAGGGUAACCAGGACAUGUGUGGUGUGGAGCUGCGUAUUGAGGAGCUGAGGCACCACUACAGGGUAGAACACGCUGUGGCAGAGGGUGCUAAGAAUGUCCUCCGACUACUGGGGGCCGGCAAGGUCCAGGAUAAGAAGGCCCUGUCAGAGGCCCAGUGUCGUCUGAGCGAGGCGUCCCAGCGGUUGGACCUCCUGAGGGACUCUCUGGAUCAGCGUCUAGCCGACCUGCCGGAGGACCACCCCAAGGCCUGCCUCAUCAAGGAGGAACUAGUCCUGGCCUCCUCCCCGGCCUUCAGCUCCCGCCACAGUGCCCCCUACCUUCACAACCAGUACAGCACCCUCAGCAAGCCCUCCCCGCUCACUGGUACUCUCCAGGUGCAGCUGCUGGGCUGUGUYGGGGUGUUGGAGGUGGUCCCGGGGCGCAGUAAGGGCACGGCGGUCAUGUUGCCCUGCUACAGCCCCGGGGAGGGACGCUCCUUCAUGAACCGCAGCAGCAAGAGCAACCUGUACGCACGCAGCGGGAGCGUCAGCGGCAAGACUCCCAGCAAGACCGACGAACUCUCCUCGGAGGUGAGUGCGGUGCUGAAGAUGGAUAACUCAGUGGUGGGUCAGACAGCCUGGAAGAGUGUCGGGGAGCAGGCCUGGGAUCAGACCUUCACUGUGGAGCUGGAGAGGUCCGGAGAUGGCAGGAUAGCGGUGGGGUUACUAGGGAGGGAACUCUAUCCGUCCUGCUGUGCGCUCCUCAAGUACCUGAAGCUGGAGGACUUCCUGGACAACCAGAACAGAGUUCAGCUGGAGCUGGAGCUCCAGGGUCUGCUUCUGGCCGAGGUAGUAUUCUUCAACCCGGUGAUUGAGAGAGCCCCACGCCUUGCAGAGAACAGAACGAAAGUCUUCCUCCACAGCACGGUGGAGAGGGGCACGGCUUUCCUGAGAGCUGUCGUCCAAUGAAACGUUGAAUCGGGAACCUGGGUCCGACUCCUUGAGGAAACGCAAUCCCCACUUUCACAAACCACAGGAACCUACAGCCCCAAUGCAACAACCUCAACUCUGGGUCGGCUAGACGCUGAUCCAGAGAGUCCUCAGGAGUCUACGUGGGACGCCUGCUCAGACGACACUGAGGCUGGAGGAGAUAAGAGGGGGGGAAGUGGGGACCACCCCAAGGCCUGCCUCAUCAAGGAGGAACUAGUCCUGGCCUCCUCCCCGGCCUUCAGCUCCCGCCACAGUGCCCCCUACCUUCACAACCAGUACAGCACCCUCAGCAAGCCCUCCCCGCUCACUGGUACUCUCCAGGUGCAGCUGCUGGGCUGUGUYGGGGUGUUGGAGGUGGUCCCGGGGCGCAGUAAGGGCACGGCGGUCAUGUUGCCCUGCUACAGCCCCGGGGAGGGACGCUCCUUCAUGAACCGCAGCAGCAAGAGCAACCUGUACGCACGCAGCGGGAGCGUCAGCGGCAAGACUCCCAGCAAGACCGACGAACUCUCCUCGGAGGUGAGUGCGGUGCUGAAGAUGGAUAACUCAGUGGUGGGUCAGACAGCCUGGAAGAGUGUCGGGGAGCAGGCCUGGGAUCAGACCUUCACUGUGGAGCUGGAGAGGUCCAGGGAGAUGGAGAUAGCGGUGUACUGGAGGGACUACCGCUCGCUGUGCGCUCUCAAGUACCUGAAGCUGGAGGACUUCCUGGACAACCAGAAACACAGAGUUCAGCUGGAGCUGGAGCCUCAGGGUCUGCUUCUGGCCGAGGUGAUAUUCUUCAACCCGGUGAUUGAGAGAGCCCCACGCCUUCAGAGACAGAAGAAYGUCUUCUCCAAACAGCACGGCAAGGCUUUCCUGAGAGCUCGUCAGAUGAACGUUGACAUCGGGACCUGGGUCCGACUCUUGAGGAACGCAAUCCCCACUGUCAACAACACAGGAACCUACAGCCCCAAUGCACACAACCUCAACUCUGGGGAGAUCUCUGUGGAGAAACUAAGUCUGGACAGUGACUCUCCAGUCAGGCAUGAUUACAGGAGAGACUCUGAUAAUAACACCCCGGAGCGGUUGCCAGUGAUUGAGCCCUUCUCUCCCCCAGACCUCACCCCUGAUCGCCCUGCCCAAACCCCCCCUCUGAGCAGUAAAGAUAAGAAACCCCUGUGCCUCCAGGACUUCAGGCUGAUCGCUGUGCUGGGCCGGGGACACUUUGGAAAGGUGCUGCUGUCAGAGUAUAAGAAGACAGGAAGUAUAUACGCCAUCAAGGCCCUGAAGAAAGGAGAUAUUGUUUGGCACGGGACGAGGUGGAGAGACCCCGGAACCGUGUGCUUCGUCAUGGAGUACACGGCUGGCGGUGUCUUACAUGUUUCUGUCUCUGUUGACAGGUUCUAUUCAGCCUGUGUGGUUCUGGGGCUGCAGUUUCUCCAUGACCACAAGAUUGUGUACCGAGACCUUAAACUAGACAACUUACUGCUGGAUACAGACGGAUAUGUAAAGAUUGCCGACUUUGGACUCUGUAAAGAAGGGAUGGGCUAUGGGGACAGGACCAGUACGUUCUGCGGUACUCCAGAGUUCCUGGCCCCUGAGGUCCUGACCGACACCUCUUACACCAGAGCAGUGGACUGGUGGGGCCUGGGGGUCCUCAUCUAUGAGAUGCUGGUGGGAGAGUCGCCCUUCCCUGGUGACGAUGAGGAGGAGGUGUUUGACAGCAUCGUGAAUGACGAGGUCCGCUACCCACGAUUCCUCUCUACAGAGGCCAUCGCCAUCAUGAGGAGGCUGUUGAGGAGGAACCCAGAGAGAAGACUAGGCUCUGGUGAGAAAGAUGCUGAUGAGAUAAAGAAACAGCCUUUCUUCCGGGGUCUGGAUUGGGAGGCCCUGCUACAGAGGAAGCUGCCCCCUCCCUUCGUCCCCUCCAUCAAGGGCCGAGAGGACGUCAGCAACUUUGACGAGGAGUUCACCGCCGAGCCUCCCGCCCUGACGCCGCCGCGCGAGCCCCGCACGCUCUCUCGCAAGGACCAGGACAGCUUCUGCGACUUCGACUACGUCUCCGACCUCUGCUAGGGGUCGAGAGGUUGUGACCUCUAUCACAUCAUCAUCAUAUGAGGGUCAUGGGGUCACGGCAGUCUGCAAGGGUGGUCUGCUGCAUCCACCACACUGUGAAUGUGAUAUGAGAAACGGAGAAGGGUCAGUCUGUAGUGUAGUCUACGUCUGUGUGGGAGGUAUGAACUAGAGGAGAUUAAUGCAGACCCAGGCCAAGACUCUGUGACUGUGUUUUUUUUUUUUUACACUGCAGCAGCAUCUCACAGAACUGUGAGAAGGGGCCCGUCAAGAAGACUGGUGGUUGAUGAGAAAUGAAGUUCUGUUACAAUGAGACGUGGCUAUGUUUUCCAAAGGAAAAGAAGAAAAGAAACUGUGACGCCCGCUAAGCUUGUGCCACCUCCUCCCUAUCUAGAACACUCCAAUGGCUGUGUCCUUACAAGAACUUGUCAUAACAUGUGUAACUUCUAUUACACAGUCAACCCCUUUUACCUUUGCCUUCCAGUUCCAUCCUCCUUUGUGCCAGUGUUGUUGUCUGCUCUGAGUCUGCUCUGACGUCUGAGGAUCUCCAUGUAACGUUUUGGGUUGGGAURCAUUCCAUUUCAAUUCAGUCAAUUCAGGAAGUCAAUUGGAAUUUCAGUUUAUUUCCUGAAUUGAAAUGGAAUGGACCCCAACCCUGGUUCCUUCAUACUGUGACAAAACACAAAUAAUAUUUGGGAGAGGGUGGGGUGGGGUGGGUGCAUGGCUUGAAAUGAUGCCUUACAUUUCUACUGGGAUCUAUAGAAAUGCAUUUCAUUUUGUUAUUUUGUGGUCCUUAGUAACCAACUGUGGUCCUUGGUAACUAACUGUGGUCCUUGGUAUACAAUGAGGGUGAUAAUGUUUUACAUUAAUGCUAAGAGGAGAAAAGGAAGUACCUCCAUCUGCCUAUCAAAAUGAUUGCUUGGAGGAAGUUGAAUUAACAGUGUGUAGAAUCAUCUAUAUAUAUGUACUCUACAUUGUUACAAUGUUGUGAACAAUCACCCAUCAAGUUACCCAAUGCUAGUCUUGUGUCAACAGAAGGGUAAAGAACCACUGCUUGGAGGAACGGUCAAUUCUGAUCCAACCAGAUCACUAGUGCAUUCACAAUGGGCAAUUGUUGCCUUUUUAACAUUCUUUAAAAUGUUCUGAUUUGAGUUAUUAUGGGGGGGGGAAAUCAACGGCGACAGUGCUUUUGGUUCUGUUUUUGGUUGAUAAUGAAGUCGUUGAGAAAAGCAACAGGGAGCAUUAUUGAAUUUAUCCUGUUGCCUUUUAAUUGGUCCAAUCUGUGAAUUUUAUAUAAGGGUGUGUCAUGUGGCAGUCUACACCUGUGCCAUUGUCAUAUCUGAACACACAAAAGAAAGGCUGAAGGAUGUCUCGUUCCAAACAUGUAAAUAUUCACACAAACGUACACACACUGAGAGACUUUAAUGCUCAAGACACUCAAAUUCAAUCAGUGGCAUGAAGCGGAAACACAUCCAAGCAAUGAAUCAUGCUCAGGCUUCUCCAGGUUGAAGUGACCAUUAAGAACGGAUCUAGGAUCAGUUUAUUCCAACCUCAUCCAUUAGGAAAAGAAAACUGACCUUAGAUCAGAAUUUAGAGGCAGCUUCAUCCUCCAACUACAGUACAUGCUCAUCUGCAGAAGUCAAUAGAAAACAAACUUUACCUCCCUUGUCUCUGUGUAUGGGGGUGUGUUUUGAAUCAUGUUUGUCUGGUUGCAGACUCUACUUAUCUUGUGUACGACUAUACAAAAGGAAGUGAAAGUAUGAGAUUAGUUAUUUAUAAAGAACAUCUGUUGGGAAAACUUGUGUA